AUGCGUGUUCUCACUUUUGGGUUUUUCUUGUCGAUUUUGUAUUUUCAGAUCUAUUGUGUCCAAUGUAAAAUCAAAACUGAAGAUGAGGAAUGUGAAAAAUACUGCAAAACACUCAAUGGUUUCAUUACGAAACAUUGUGGAAUUAUAUGCCUUACAUAUGGGUCAGCCGAAACUCGAUACUGUGUACUUGCUUGUUCAAUGAAAGCUCACAGUGUAAAUGCGUUCUACAAAUGCGUUGAUCCAUGCUACCAUGAACCAAAGUCAAACGCAACGUGCGAGGAAUACUGUCGUCAAUUUUACCAACCUCCUCAGUCAAAUAUAUGUCCUGAUGUUUGUCAUGAAAACUGGGAAAGCAACAUUCAUAGCUGUAAGACAUUUCAGAUUAUAUUAUAGCUCAGUAUCUGAUAAUAUUUGAGACGAAAUUAUUUGAACCACCACGUAUAUAUACAAGCUGACCGAUCAAUAAAUAUUUCUGAAUUUCUACCAAUGAGUACAGUGAUAUUGACAAUAAUAUUAGCUUUGGAUCCCUAAUUCACUAUAAAUUUCUUUUUCAGUAUUGUAAUAUUUCUAAAAGUCAUCAGUAAUUUAGAAUUUCAACCAGGUGGCCAUUGUAUACAUAUAGAUUCAUAUACGCUUCAUUUAAAGGUAUCUAUAGAAUGUUUUCGAGAACUGCAUCAUAACAUUACAGCAGAUCUUCCAUACUGCAGAAAACAAAGAAUGAAUGUCUCUUCGCUUUCAACUUAAAGGUAGACUUAUAUAAAGGUUAGUUCUGAUUUAGGGGAACUGUGAUAUUUCCUCUUCAUCAACGAAACAUUUAUUGGAUAAGGCGUAGAAUUUAACACAUUCAAGAUCAUGAGAACAGAUCAGUAAGACAUUCAAUUCACCAGUCACGUAGUUUUCUUGAGAAAUUUUAAAAGCAUAUCACGUGCAUAUCUAUCGCACAAUUCGAAAAUGGGGAUGACUUCUGUCAAGGAACACAACCCUAAGUUCCUAUGACUUGCAAACACGCUCCGAACCAAUAAUUACUAUGACUUUAUCGACUUUAACACCACAACACCAGCACUUUUAGAAAGUUGUAUUGUUUGGCAAUCAAAGUCAAGAUAAGUACAAGUCUAUAAAGAAAUGUUUAAAACUAAAUAUAAUGUACUUUUAUUCGUAUUCUUUCGUCUUCUUCCAACUAGUACACAAUUGAAUCAUUCGCACCUUCGAGUUGCCCGCCAAUGGCUACCAGUUUCAAUAAACAAACUUUCAAUGUUCGCGCACACUGAAAACCUCUGUAAAAAGAUGAUUCUAAAAUCUCCUCGAAUACAAGUGAAUCGAUUGCAGGCUUAACCAUCUUCAUCUGUUCUCAAAUAGGCAUUCAAUGUGAAUUUCACACUGGACGUACAACUGAACUUUCAACCAUUUUCGAUAUAAUUUCGUCUAAGAUGUGCAAUAUCUGCGUUUGUCAACAUCAUACAGUUAUGAUAAGCCUGAAAAAUCAAACCAUAGACUGACUAGAAAGCUAUUCGUAGUAAUAGUUAAAAAUAGAUAAGCGAAGACAUCUCUGUAUCUGAUCUUUUGAAUUUCAGGUUUAUUUCGAUGUGGAAUUAAAAGUAAGUGGAAUAUACGGCUUGAGUGUGCAGUUCCAAUUGCAUUGGUGUUAUUUUUAUUAGGCGGUUGGAUUGUUAGCCUCCCACCCAACCGGCUAGGGGAGAUGAAGGUGUGCGUCAAGUGGGAAUGGAACCCUGGACCACGUGGAUGGUUGACGAGCAUUCUGUCGUCGAUUCACUUACGCAAAAUGAAAAUCUUGCUGUUGUCUGCCUGUCAAUGAAGCCUAAUCAAUCCUUUGAUUGGACAAUAAGAAGAAACUAGUCCUUGGCGUUGGUGUAAACGGAAUUCUAUCAAGCUCAGAUAACCUUUUUAUCGUAUGUGUUCGAAGGUGUUAUCUUAGACAGAAGUCGGAAGCUGAGGAGUCACGAAAUGGGACGAAUCUCAUUUACAGUGCUUCCUGAUUUUGAUUGAUCUCUGAAACAAUUGUCGGUUCAUAACGAAAUCCGAUAACUGGAUUUCAAAGCUGGAAGCUAGUAAUUCGUGUCACGCUGUUUUGGUGAUGUGUUCCAACGGAAUAUGAUUCUCACAUAUUUUUGAAGUUCACUACUGCAUUAGCAAUAGGAUAUAAAGUAUAUUCGAAUAUUCUGCUUCAUGUCGUUUAAUUUGCACCAAAAUCACAAGCUCAGUGAUUGAUUGACGAAUAUAAACUGUAAAGAAAUAAACAGCAGUUUGAAUAAUGAAAAAUCACAUACCUUAGCUUCCAUCUCUUGUCUUCUGUUUUGUCAAAGCUAAUGAUGCAAUUUACAAAUGUUCUUGAUUUAAAGAGAUAUGAUAAAACCGUACGCUAGUCCAAAUACUUUUAAACAGAUUCAUGUAACUCCAUCAAGUAGAUACUCACAACUGUCACGUAGUCGUUCAUCUGGUUUGCAGAAUUUGAGGCAUAAUCACUUCUCAGUGGAUGACAAACUUGAAGCCAUAGUCAAGUUUUUGGUUGAAAGUUGUAGCGUGAUAUUAGGGAUAAUUUACGCAAGAUCACAAAUAUGUUACGACCUCUAUUUCUGUUUCAAAAUUUCAAUGUGAAGUUAUUCAACACUAGUGGGAAGCUGCUACCAGUAGGGUACACCAGGUUGAAGAUGAGGCAGUAACUCAUCUAAGAAGACAUUGCGAAUCGGUCGCGAUAUGUCGUGAAUCGGGCUGGGCAUUGGAUUGGGUCCCAGUGGCUCAAUGGUCUACGAGCUAGCUCGCCUUGUAACCAAGAGGCCCUGGUUUCAAACCGUGGUGAUAGGAGUGUACUGAUAAAGAGUUAAGAAGUAGGAUGGGACAGCUGGCAGUCUAGUACUCACGGGUGGUUUUCCGAUGGUUCUCUUAUCGUAGAACAUUAGCCACUGGGACACGAUCCAAUGGCCAGUGCAUGAGUUCUUACUUCUGCUGAUUCGCGUCACAGGGUGACCCGUAGCGAAUGUCUUCGGCAAGUAUUUGUCCUCACACCCGACUUGCUGCACCCUACUUGUUACGACUUCUCACUAGAACCCAGGUAACUACCUACCUGAAUAGGGCAAGUCGCUAGUGAGCAUCUCAUCGAUUGCUGUACAGGGCUUCCAGGUUUUUCAAUGGUUCUCUAACCAAUGUCAGCUCAUAAUGAAAUGCUGUAACCAAUCAAAUCCCUGCAAAACAACUCUUGAAUGCAAUGAUUAUACCUAGUUGGACUUUCCAACUAACUUUGAGGUUAUGAUGCGUUUUUCUCCAAAACCGAAUAUCAUUAUUUUGACAUUUGCAUAUCACAUGUUGAUCUGAUCUUUGUUUUUAUAUAAUCUCCAGUUUAAUCUUCCUCUUAGUGGUUUUUUCUGCACUGAUAAUGUGUAGUUCGAUGUCAUUUUGUUUGAGUGAAUGAAUGAAGGUGAUUCUGAUCUUCGACUAUCCACGAGAAGCGUUGAUAGACUAUUCUUGUGGAAAGAAGUUUCGAUCUCAAUUUGCUACAAAUAUUCUACUUCAUUCUAGAUACUCGUUUUGUACUUGAAAUGGGCUAUCUAAUGUCACUGUUAUAGUAGUUUUGAGUUUUGAUAUCAUUAUUGUUGAGCAGAAUUGCAAUUUGAUGGAAGAAUAGUUGUCUUGUUCCAGUCUGCAGAGCGUUUCGUUACUGCGCGUGUCUCAUAGAGAUUUUGAUCAGCUAUACGGUAGGACACAGAGACCGGUUUACCGCCCCCUGACAACAACCAGUCGACUUCGUUACCAACAUAAUAAUAAAUGCUUUUGAUGUCGCUAUGUUUUCUGGGCUGGGUAUUUAAUUUGCGAAGCUUUCAUUGCCCCACUACACAACAUAUUCACCGCAUAGUUCAAUUAUGAAAGUGAGCUUUCAGAUUUUUCCACGAUUUUAUUAGUCAUCUCUCUUGAUGGUUGACCCUAAACGUGAUUGGUUGUUUUUGUUUGUUCUCAUACAUUUUAGGCAACUUGUAUUGGAUCUAAUUGUUUCUUUACCUUGAACUUUGAGCCGGUGUAUAUGAGGUUUCCUUCUUAUCGGUAGGAUAAGAAAGAAACAAAUUGAAGUAUGCGCUGAAGAUGUUGCCUAGUAGGAUAAUGAAAGCUUCGCAAAUUAACUGUCCAGCUCAGAGAACACAACCACAUUAAAAUUAUCCACCUGAGUUACAAAUCGUCUCAAUUAUAUCUUAUAAUAGGUCUUUCAUUACGGGACACAAAAGUCGUAUUCAUCGCCAAAUAAUUACACCUUUAGUAAGCAUACUGCUACAUCAAUUGUCCAUUGAAGAAGUUCGUUAAUUUUUACAUGCGUGAGGCGAACUUAUAGCUGAAUGAUUCAUGACACACGCACACACAUUAUCUUCAUGAGUUCGAAAUAUUGUCAUAUGCCAGGUACACAGACAUUUCUGUCAUACCCUUCCACUGUCAAUGUAUCUGAAAAUAUAAACACCCCGAAAGUUGUGAAUUAUCCUAAUGCACUAAAUACGAAUCUUGUUUACAUUUACUGCAAAUACAAAUGCUACCUUUGCUGGAACCACAGAAAGUAGCUCUAACACCUGAAGACCUUAAAUUUAGAAGUAAAUGUAAGACAACAGACCAUUUGCUUUUUCGUCAAGUUUACACAUUUUUAUUCUUACUGGCUGUAAAGUUCACAUGCCAUAAACAUAUUUGUUUUGUUUCUUAGCGAAUGAUUUCGCAGAAUUUAAACAAUGUGAGUACUUGAAAAUUAUCAUAGAGGUUGCGUUACACUUUAGCUAUCUGAAAUUCCAUGCACCAAAUAAUUCGCUAAUAGAGAAGAGGAGAUUUUAACUUUCCGUCCUUCAUAAUUACUGGUAUGGCUCAGUGUACUUGUUGGCCAAUCUUGAAGGAAUAUUUGGGCUACAAAGAAAAAGAUUUGUUUGUGGUUAAAACUAUAACAGAGACAGUCUAAUGUUGAAUGUUGUGAAUAAUUAAUCGAAAUUCUAUUUACAC
This is a messenger RNA of Trichobilharzia regenti, 4977 nucleotides long. Lineage: Eukaryota; Metazoa; Platyhelminthes; Trematoda; Strigeidida; Schistosomatidae. The record is from the annotation of a GenBank genome assembly.